This is a messenger RNA of Populus euphratica (Euphrates poplar), 921 nucleotides long. RefSeq names its product probable carbohydrate esterase At4g34215. The transcript is spliced from 2 exons. Bases 74 to 844 code for a protein of 256 amino acids. The record is from RefSeq and is a predicted model, not a curated record. NCBI's taxonomy places the organism in Eukaryota, Viridiplantae, Streptophyta, Magnoliopsida, Malpighiales, Salicaceae.
CUAUAUAAACAGCUACGCCAGCGGCAAGCAAGAGGCUCUCUUCUCGUAGGAGGCUUAAUAAAUUAUAGAAGCCAUGUUCAAGCUACUUGUGUUGUUGCUAAUGUUCCAUUCCAGUUUAGCAGCUAACGUUUCCUGGGACAUCUUUAUACUUGCUGGCCAAAGUAACAUGGCCGGCAGAGGCGGUGUGGAACAUGGAAAGUGGGACGGGAAUGUCCCGCCGGAGUGUAGACCGAACCCAUCAACACUUCGACUGAGUCCUAAACUCACAUGGGAAGAGGCACACGAGCCACUCCACGCAGACAUCGAUGUGGGAAAGACAUGCGGGAUUGGCCCAGGCAUGGCAUUUGUUGAUGGACUCAGAGCUAACGGCUCGAGAAUUGGUGUGGUGGGUCUCGUCCCUUGUGCGGUUGGUGGGACCAAAAUCAGUAAGUGGGCUCGAGGUACGCAGUUGUACAGUCAAUUGGUGAGUCGGGCUGGAGCAUCAGUGAAGGAUGGCGGGACGAUUCGAGCGAUUUUGUGGUAUCAGGGAGAAAGCGAUACCGUGACAAAAGAAGAUGCUGAUGCUUACAAGGUAAAUAUGGAGACGCUUAUCACCAGCUUGCGUACUGAUCUUAAUAUACCAUCGCUGCCUGUAAUCCAGGUAGCUCUUGCAUCAGGUGAAGGCAAAUUCAUAGAGACUGUCAGAAGUAGUCAACUUGCAAUCAACCUACCUAAUGUGAAGUGCAUAGAUGCCAAGGGACUGGCCCUUCAAAGAGAUAACCUGCACCUCACCACAAUGUCUCAAGUACAAGUAGGCUUGAAGAUGGCUGCUGCCUUCAUAGAUUCUUUCGGCAAUAUGCCAUGAAUGAAUCGCAAUCAUAGAGUUAAAAUGUUGUGCUCGCCAUGUGGACAGCAAUUAAAUCCUCAGACAUCAACUUCCUA